GUUUUAUUUGAGAGAUAAAUGUCAAGAACAAUGAAUAAAAUGAUACCUUGUUUGAAUGACAUCCUUCUUAAUUCAUCUAAUUAAGAUGCAUCUUCUUAUUUAAGAUUGAAAUAAUUAUGGCUGGUGAGUUUGAUUUUAAAUAUAAAAAAGUAUAGAUUUGAUGGAUGUUGGCAAUUUUUUUUUCAAAUAUUGUAAUUACUAGGCUAUUUAAAUAAAUAAUGGUGUAAUAAAAAACUUUUAUUGUAUGAUUUAUUCAUUUAUAAGAGUAAAAACAAAUGCUUUAAUUAUAUUGCUUUGAAUCGUAAUAUACAUAUUUAAAAUUUAACAAAUAAAUCUUUAAAUCUGUAAUUAAAAAUAAUAUGUCAUCAAUAUGACGAAUUAUCUUUUUAGAUGUGAAUUUAUAUAGAAAAGAAA
Molecule: messenger RNA, 414 nt
Organism: Paramecium sonneborni
Lineage: Eukaryota; Ciliophora; Oligohymenophorea; Peniculida; Parameciidae
Source: the annotation of a GenBank genome assembly